Messenger RNA from Coffea eugenioides, 3425 nucleotides. RefSeq names its product MDIS1-interacting receptor like kinase 2-like. Lineage: Eukaryota; Viridiplantae; Streptophyta; Magnoliopsida; Gentianales; Rubiaceae. Gene Ontology annotation, biological process: protein phosphorylation. Gene Ontology annotation, molecular function: ATP binding; protein kinase activity; protein binding. The record is from RefSeq and is a predicted model, not a curated record. Bases 610 to 2907 code for a protein of 765 amino acids. The transcript is spliced from 2 exons.
UCAUCUCAUCCCAAAGCCAAAGGUGUCGCUUCAGAUUCUGCUAGUGAGGCGGCUGGUCUUUUGAAAUGGAAAGGCAGCUUUCAAAACAAGAACAAUAGCUUGCUAGCCUCGUGGAGCGUCCAAUCCAUCAGCGGCAAGAAUUCUUCCAACCUUCCAUGCACUUGGGCUGGCAUUUCAUGCAUUAAUGGAAGUGUCAGCAAGUUGAAUCUGUCAGAGUACAGCAUAAAAGGUAGCCUUUAUGACUUCCCAUUUUCAACCCUCCCAAAUCUGGAAUAUCUUGAUCUUAGCCUGAAUCAGAUCUUUGGCAGCAUACCUCGUGAAAUAGGUAACUUGUCCAAGCUCAUUUAUCUUGAUUUCUCAGUUAAUGAUUUGUCACAUGAAAUCCCACCUGAAAUUGGCAACUUGAGAAACUUGACUCAUUUAGCUCUAGGAAGAAAUCAACUUUCAGGUACAAUUCCUGACGGAAUUGGAACUCUGCAUAAUCUGAUUGAACUUUAUCUGAACAACAACACUUUGAUAGGUCCAAUUCCAUCCACUUUUGGCAACCUCACCAAGCUAGUGAAGUUAUAUCUUUUCCAAAAUCACCUAUAUGGUCCCAUUCCCAAGGCGAUGGGAUAUUUGAUCUCACUCCAGUUUCUUAUGUUGUAUCGAAAUAAUCUUACUGGUGCAAUCCCAAAGUCACUGGGUAAUUUGACCAAUUUAACACAUCUGUAUCUCUAUGAGAAUCAACUCUCAAGUCCAAUUCCAAAAGAUUUGGGUGGCCUCAAAUUCCUUACCGAAAUGGAAAUAGGUGGGAACCAACUUAAUGGUUCUAUUCCUGUUUCAAUUGGUAAUUUGAGUAACUUAAACAAACUGUAUCUCCAAGCGAACCAAUUUUCUGGUACCAUACCAGAAGAGCUUGGAAACCUGAAAAAGUUGGUAGUUUUGGAAAUGGAUCAAAAUCAAUUAUCUGGUCCAUUGCCAGAUCUACUAUGUCAAAAUGGAACCCUCCAAAACAUUACUGUAUCUGAGAACAUGCUUACAGGUCCAAUCCCUAGAAGCUUGAAAAAUUGCUCAAGCUUAAUUAGGGCCCGCUUCAAUGGGAACCAUUUCCAUGGAAACUUGUCAGAAAUGUUUGGCAUCUAUCCAUUCCUGGACUUCAUAGAUCUCAGCAACAACGCAUUCUACGGGGAACUCUCUGGCAACUGGGGAAAAUGCAAAAUCUUGACGACCCUGAUGGUUGCAAAGAACAACAUCACAGGUGGUAUACCUCCAGAAAUUGGAACUUUAACUCAAUUACAAGCACUUGAUCUUUCUUCAAAUUAUUUAUCUGGGGAGAUACCAAGAGGAGUUGGGAAGUUGGCGUCUAUGCUUAAUCUAUAUUUGCAUGACAACCAACUCACUGGCAGUAUACCUCAGGAGUUGGGAAUGCUAACAAAACUUCUUUAUCUAGACCUGUCCACAAACUCCUUGAAUGGAUCUAUUCCAGAACAUUUGGGAGAUUUCAGGUACUUGUUUCACAUGAACUUGAGCAACAACAUUUUCACCCAAAAGAUUCCAUUCCAAAUUGGGAAGUUGACCCAACUUUCUGAACUGGAUUUGAGUCGAAAUUUCUUCACAGGAGAGAUACCAUCUGAGUUCCAAAGCUUGCAAAAUCUGGGAACAUUGGAUCUCUCACACAAUAACCUCUCUGGUGUAAUCCCAAAGGCUUUAGUAAAAUUGCCUGGUUUAUUGCACAUUAAUAUUUCAUUCAAUAAUUUAGAGGGUCCAAUUCCGAGUGGUAGAGCCUUUAUGAAUUUAACCAUAGAGGAAGUACAGGGAAAUAAAGGUCUAUGCGGCAAUAUUACAGGGUUACCAGCUUGUGGAAGUUCCCCGUUGAUUAAAAAGCAUGUCAAGGAUAAGCAGAAGAAACUUCUUGUCACAAUUUUAUGUCCUCUUCUGGGAUCAUUCCUACUUCUUUGUGCAUUCUAUGGUGGUCUCAGAUUGCAUGAUCAAUGGAGAAAAAGUUCAGGAACAGAAGAUAUGGAUAUGAAGAAGGGCAAUAUUUUUUCUGUAUGUUCUUAUGACGGGAAAGCAUUAUAUAAAGAAAUAGUAAUGGCUACAGAAGAGUUCAAUGACAUAUUUUGCAUUGGGAAAGGGGGUUAUGGAAGUGUUUAUAGAGCAGAGCUUCCAUCAGGCGAUGUGAUAGCCGUAAAGAAGCUUCACCAUGUGCCUGUGAUGGCGAUGCAUAGAAGUUUCUUGAAUGAGAUAAAGGCCUUGACAGAAAUCAAGCAUCGAAACAUUGUGAAACUCUUUGGCUUCUGCUCAAAUUCUCGGCACUCAUUUUUGGUUUAUGAGUACCUUGAAAGAGGAAGCUUGGCAAAAAUUUUGAGCAUGGAAGAAGAAGCUAUGGAGUUAGACUGGCAGAAGAGGUUGAAAAUCAUCAAAGGCAUCGCUCAUGCUUUAUCCUACAUGCAUCAUGAUUGUUCACCAGCAAUUGUACAUCGAGACUUAUCAAGCAACAACAUUUUGCUUGAUCCAGAAUAUGAGGCUCACAUUUCUGAUUUCGGCACUUCUAAGUUUCUGAAAGAAGACUCGUCCAAUUGGAGUUCUCUUGUAGGAACAUAUGGAUAUGUUGCACCAGAAUUUGCCUACACAAUGAAAGUAACUGAAAAGUGUGAUGUUUAUAGCUUUGGGGUCCUGACAAUGGAAGUAAUCAAAGGAAAGCAUCCUGGUGACUUGAUUGCUUAUCUAAUGUCUUCAAAGCCUGAAAACAUAGAACUGAAAGACUUGCUCGACCAAAGACUUCUGUACCCCAGUCAAGAAAUUGAAAGGAGUCUGAAAUCUGUUCUCAAACUAGUAAGAGCUUGUCUACAUGUUGAUCCUCAAUUUAGGCCAACAAUGCUCUUUAUUACCAGGUUGUUAUCAACUGGUGCAUCAUAUGAGUAAGAUCUUUGUGAGUAAACGUGGCCAUAUGAAUCUUUUUUUUUUCAUUUUUCCUUUUCUGUUAAAUUAAUAGAUGCAGCAGAUAUGUAGAAUCUGAGUGAUGUUGCAUUAUUCUUGCCUCCUGUUAAAUGCACACUGCAGUGCCUCCUUUUCCUACAGGAUAGUACUAUCAGGCAUCAGCAGAAGAUAAUACGAUGAAUAUGGCAGCUUAGUUAGAGGAUCAAGUUUCUGCGUAAACCAAGUUGUCGUGGCAGCUUCAAAAAGGAGGAAAAAAUAAAAAGGUUGUUGUGGCAGCUGUGUAGUGGAAAGUGAGCUGCUGAGUAUGUAUUGUGUGAGAAAAUAAACCAUCAUAGCCAAUAGACUUUCAGGAGUUUUGUUAGGGGAAAAUUGAUGCCAAAUAUGGUAUAGUGAUCAGAUCUAGUGAGUGGUUGCUAGUAAUGCCACUAGUGAGUGGUUGUCUAGAGUGAAGAGGUGUCUUUUCCUCCUCUGGCUCUGGUACGGCUUUGAUGAUAUUUGUUUCG